Arabidopsis thaliana (thale cress) is the source of this 2214-nucleotide messenger RNA. Its product is annotated as Calmodulin-binding protein. Gene Ontology annotation, molecular function: calmodulin binding. The transcript has 7 exons. Gene Ontology annotation, cellular component: nucleus. Gene Ontology annotation, biological process: regulation of DNA-templated transcription. The record is from RefSeq and is marked reviewed. Lineage: Eukaryota; Viridiplantae; Streptophyta; Magnoliopsida; Brassicales; Brassicaceae. The coding region runs from base 277 to 1935 and encodes 552 amino acids.
UGUGGACUUCUGCUGUUUUUUUCCUAACUUUGGAAUAGUUUUUGUUUAUCUCUGGACACAGAGAUCGCAAAUUCUUUUUUCUUAAAUGGAAGGUUCCAUGAACAAGCGAGGAUACGAAUGCAGUCAAGAGGAUACUGACAAGCUGCCAGAAUCAAAGAGACAAAAAGUGCCUGCUUUAGCAAGUGUUAUUGUGGAAGCUGUCAAAGUAGAUAGUCUGCAGAGGCUUUGCUCGUCUUUGGAGCCGUUGUUUCGCAGAAUUGUGAGUGUUUACUGGGUAUGGUGUGGACAAACACACAGGUUAGCGAAGAAGUGGAACGAGCCUUAUCAAGGUUGGGAAACGCAAAGUUAACCUCGAGGUCACCAGAACCAAAGAGGAUCCAAGACCGCAAUGGAAGAAACCUGCAACUUCACUUUAGGACGCGAAUGCCUCCUCACUUAUUCACAGGCGGGAAAGUUGAGGGAGAGCGAGGCUCGGCAAUUCAUGUGGUUCUUAUAGAUGCAAACACAGGAAAUGUAGUUCAAACAGGAGAAGAAUCAGCUUCAAAGCUGAAUGUUGUAGUGUUAGAGGGUGACUUCAAUGAUGAAGACGAUGAAGACUGGACCAGAGAGCACUUUGAGAGCUUUGAAGUGAAAGAGCGAGAAGGGAAACGCCCCAUCUUAACUGGGGACACACAGAUAGUGCUUAAGGAAGGUGUGGGAACUCUUGGAGAACUUACUUUCACUGACAACUCGAGUUGGAUACGUAGCCGAAAGUUUAGGCUUGGUGUUAAGCCGGCUUCAGGGUAUGGUGAUAGCUUUUGCAUUCGUGAAGCCAAAACAGAACCUUUUGCUGUCAAAGAUCAUAGAGGAGAACUAUACAAGAAACAUUAUCCACCGGCUGUACACGAUGAAGUCUGGAGACUGGAUCGAAUAGCGAAAGACGGAGUGCUACACAAGAAGCUAUUGAAAGCUAAUAUUGUGACAGUCGAAGACUUCCUUCGACUCCUUGUUAAGGAUCCACAGAAGCUGAGAAAUUUGCUUGGGAGUGGAAUGUCGAAUAGAAUGUGGGAGAACACGGUGGAGCACGCAAAGACGUGCGUGUUGGGUGGGAAGCUUUAUGUGUUUUACACAGACCAAACUCACGCUACAGGCGUUGUCUUCAAUCAUAUAUAUGAAUUCCGAGGCCUAAUUACAAACGGACAGUUCCUAUCUCUAGAGUCUCUUAACCAUGACCAAAAGAUUUCUGCAGACAUUUUGGUGAAGCUGGCUUACGAGAACUGGCAUAAAGCUAUUGAGUAUGACGGUAAGCUGUUGAAUUGCUUACCAGUUGCCGAGAAGGAAAUAAAAAGCUUACUGGAACCAAAAAUGGUCUCAGCACAAACUGCUCCGAACCAUCAACAGCUGCAUAACCAGAACAAUAGGCAAACUGUGCAAGGUCAUCAGAAUGCGAUUACCUAUUCACCGGUCCCUCAACCAAUAGAUUAUCCUCAGUUUGCGCAGCAACAUUGCAACCAAUUAUUACCCUCAUUCCCUUGCAACGUACAAGACUACAACAGGUCGAUGGAAAGCUCCAAUGAUUCAAGCUCAUACAAUGGAGAAGAUUGGUGUCCACCAAGAGCUGCAGGACAAGGUCUUGAAGACAUUUUCAGCGAAGAAAUCAGACUAAGGAGUUCUGAAAUGCUUGAGACUGACGAUAUGCAGAGACUGUUGAAGACGUUUGGUAUCGGUGUGAACACUGUGGGAACACAAGGAGGGUUUGGUCAGACUGAUGAGUCUUGUUACGGUUAUAGCAUCCCGUACCAAGCUCAGAUCGAUAACACGUACCGAAGAGAACGUAAUAGAGGCUCGGGGAAAGCUGUUGUUGGAUGGCUAAAGCUUAAAGCUGCUUUGAGAUGGGGUAUCUUUAUACGCAAGAAAGCUGCAGAGAGAAGGCCUCAGAUUGUGGAGAUCGAUUGACAAAAAGGGAUAGAGAGCUUCUUGAGGUUUUAAUCCGUUGAAGAUUUUUCGUUUUCGUUAAAGCUUGAAGACAGUUUCUGUGUGUUCAUCUUUUGGAUGAAUAAUCUAAGAGUAGAGAGUGGACUUUGCUUUGUAUUACAUGUAACGCUUUUUAUGUUUCUCUCUUAUAUUUCGUGUCAAUUUUUUACGUUUGUGUCGUUUUCAUGUUAAUUAUGUUAGCAAUCUAUAUCUUUCUCUAAGUUUUUAUAUUGGAAUAAGUGAACACUAUGACAUUAACUU